GACAGCGUAGUACGUCACAGCCACGGAUCGUAGUUAGCCAGAUACGUUCAAGGAGGCGGGCCGUGCGGUGACAGUUCAGUGCGUUGUUAAAGUUUGACUCUUCAAAUGCCAAUUUUAACAAACUUUUUCUGCCCAAACUGAUGAAUGGGGCCACGGUGUGAUGGAUGUCGGAGUCGUGGUCUUGGGGAAUGGAUAAUGAACAACCCCACCAGGAGUUGGUCAAGUGCGUGGUGGUCGGCGACACGGCGGUCGGCAAGACUCGGCUGAUAUGCGCGCGAGCGUGCAACAAACAGGUGUCGCUGGCACAGCUGCUGGCGACCCAUGUGCCCACCGUGUGGGCCAUAGACCAAUACAGGAUCUACAAGGACGUGCUGGAACGCUCAUGGGAGGUCGUAGACAGUGCCAAUGUCAGCCUGCGACUCUGGGACACGUUCGGCGACCACGAGAAAGACCGAAGGUUCGCAUACGGACGAUCCGAUGUGGUGCUGUUGUGCUUCAGUGUGAACAAUCCGAUAUCGCUGCGCAACUGCCGUCUGAUGUGGUUCCCGGAGAUCCGACGCUUCUGCCCGUCCACGCCAGUGCUGCUGGUCGGGUGCAAAAACGACCUGCGCUACAUGUACCGCGACGAGGCCUACCUGAGCUACUUCCGCGACCGGUCGCCGUUCGUGCGCGCCACCCGCAAGAGCGACCUCGUCAUGCCGGACGAGGCAAGGGACGUCGCGCGCGAGCUCGGACUCUACUACUACGAAACCUCGGUACUUACCUACUACGGAGUUAACGAAGUGUUCGAGAACGCGAUACGGGUGGCGUUGAUUGCGCGCAGGCAGCAGCGCUUCUGGAUGACGAACCUCAAAAGGGUACAGAGACCUCUUCUGCAGUCUCCCUUUAAGCCUCCACCUCCCUUAAAGCCGGAUGUACACGUUACCAGCAGUUCUUAUACGGAUCACAUGAAACAACUUUGGCUGAAUCGUCCACACACCGACAUCGUUCUUAUAGUGGGAUCUCUGGGUUUCCCCGCUCAUCGAUUUGUGCUUGCGGCCAGCAGUCGAGCAUUUUACAGACUGUUGACCGCCGACUUGCUAGCGCGCAGCACCAGCGACUCGAGCAUGGUGAGCUCGCUGGGCGACUUCGCCGACGAGACCGAGUGCCUGGUGCGUGCUGAGCAGAAGACGUGCAAGCGACGCGCAAGCUGCCAGGCAUUGCCCACCGCGCGCGAGCUCGACCAUCCAGCGUUCCAGUGCAUCAGGAGCGUGCAGCCCGAGGGACAGACGGUGGUCACGCUCAGCAAACUGGUGACGCCAGGCGCCAUGCAGCAGUGCCUGCAGUUCGCCUACACUGGCACGGUGGACAGGAGUGCGUUGAAUCUGCAGGAAACUUGCGAAGCUGCCGAAUUCCUGGAACUGCCGCAGCUGCUCAUCCUGCUGACGAAGCAUCCAUUCGUGGCUCCCGAUCCGCCGGACGAGAUCUACGAGACGUUCUUUAAGCGUCGCCUGCAGGACGUCUGCAUGGACGGCGGUCUCUUCGCCGAUGUCAUCUUCGAGUUGGACGACGGCGCGUGCGCUGCGCACAAGGCAAUGCUUACUGCGCGGUGCGACGUCAUGAAGGCCAUGUUCAGCGGCGAUUUCAGGGAGAGUCAAGCCAAAGUGAUCGAAUUUCCGGGAGUUCGCGAGUACACGUUCCACAAGCUGCUCUGCUACCUGUACACGGACGAGGUGCCGCCCGUGUCGGCUCUCCGCUGCGUCAAUUUGCUCGAACUCGCCAACCGGCUGUGUAUCCCCCGGCUGGUCAACCUGGUCGAACGCAGGGUCAUCGAAGAUCUCGAACGAUUGCAGCCCGCUGAGGCCAUAGAACAAUGUCUAAGACUGCUAGAACCCGUUAAGUUGCACAAUGGACACCAGCUUGCCGAUUGGUGCAUGAACCACCUAUGUGUUAACUACAACAAAUUGUGCAAAAUGUCACCACGUAGUCUACGUUUAUUGCAUCCUGACAACCAGGCUUAUCUCGUGGAGCAUCGAUGGCCUCCUGUAUGGUAUUUAAAAGACUACGAUUAUUAUCAAAAGUGUCUGGCCGAACGGGACAAAGAACUGAAGCCAACAAAUACAGGAGGUUCUGGAUGUCUUUGUUUUUCCAGGAAGUCAGAAUCAGAUCCGGCACUGUCGUCCAGCCAAAAUCUGUGACAACUUGCGUAUAAAGGAGACAGAACAGAACCUGCGUGAACCGCUGCCGAUUACAUUAAGUCAUCGCGCAACUUUCCACUGUCAUAUUUAUCGUACAUUUUUACACUUUAAACAUAACAUAUAAUCAUUAUUAUUGUCAUAUUAUACGUAAGUACGCUACGUCUAUUGUGUAUCGGUAAAAAGUUAUAACCAUUGUAUGUUACUCUGUAAUAGACUUACUAAUAGUUAUGAAACAAACAAAUAUUGACAUAGACACUUUGGGUUUCAUCUGAGCAUUUCCACGAAAACGGG
This is a messenger RNA of Brassicogethes aeneus, 2468 nucleotides long. NCBI's taxonomy places the organism in Eukaryota, Metazoa, Arthropoda, Insecta, Coleoptera, Nitidulidae. The record is from the annotation of a GenBank genome assembly.